Messenger RNA from Apis cerana (Asiatic honeybee), 2367 nucleotides. It is a transcript of the gene Arp2, whose product is annotated as Actin-related protein 2. Lineage: Eukaryota; Metazoa; Arthropoda; Insecta; Hymenoptera; Apidae. The record is from RefSeq and is a predicted model, not a curated record.
CCUCUGUUGGCAUGUCAGAUGAACUAGUAAAUCUAAACGUCUGGGGAUGAUACCGGUAACGCCCUAGAUCUUAUAAUAAUUAAUCAUCUCACGGAAUGUGCAAUGUUUAAUGUAUAUUGAUAUAAAAAACACAAAAUAUCCGUUUAAAUAAUCAUAUUGAAAAAUGGAUAGUAAAGGCAGAAAGAUUAUUGUUUGUGAUAACGGAACAGGGUUUGUAAAAUGUGGAUAUGCAGGAGCAAAUUUUCCAGCACACAUAUUUCCAUCUAUAGUUGGACGUCCUAUUAUCAGAGCUGUCAAUAAAAUAGGAGACAUUGAUGUGAAGGAUGUGCUUAACAUGCCUGAUUUGAUGGUUGGAGAUGAAGCAAGUAAACUUCGUUCCAUGCUAGAAAUUAGUUAUCCAAUGCAAAAUGGAAUUGUUAGAAAUUGGGAAGAUAUGUGUCAUGUAUGGGAUUAUACAUUUGGUAAAGAGAAGAUGAAUAUUAAUCCUAGGGAAUGUAAAAUUUUACUGACUGAACCACCAAUGAAUCCUAUUACAAAUCGUGAAAAAAUGAUUGAGGUAAUGUUUGAAAAAUAUGGUUUUGCUGGUACAUAUAUUGCAAUUCAAGCAGUACUUACAUUAUAUGCUCAAGGAUUAAUCAGUGGUGUUGUAGUAGAUUCUGGUGACGGAGUCACUCAUAUUUGUCCUGUAUUUGAAGAAUAUGCUUUACCUCAUCUUACUCGACGAUUAGAUAUAGCUGGUCGAGAUAUUACAAUGUAUUUAAUAAAACUCCUUUUGUUACGUGGUUAUGCAUUUAAUCAUUCUGCUGAUUUUGAAACUGUUAGAAUGUUAAAAGAAAAAUUAUGUUAUAUUGGUUAUAAUAUUGAAACUGAAGAAAAGUUAGCUCUUGAAACAACUGUUUUAGUUGAAUCAUAUACUCUUCCUGAUGGAAGAGUAAUAAAAGUAGGUGGAGAGAGAUUUGCUGCACCAGAAGCUUUAUUUCAGCCUCAUUUGAUAAAUGUUGAAGCUCAAGGAAUUGCUGAAUUGGUAUUCAGUACUAUUCAAGCAGCUGAUAUUGAUAUAAGAAGUGAAUUAUAUAAACAUAUUGUUUUAAGUGGUGGUAGUACAAUGUAUCCUGGACUUCCAUCUAGACUUGAAAGAGAAAUUAAACAACUUUAUCUUCAAAGAGUAUUAAAGAAUGAUACUUCAAAAUUAAAUAAAUUUAAAAUAAAAAUUGAAGAUUCUCCGCGACGCAAAGAUAUGGUCUUCAUGGGUGGUGCUGUAUUAGCAGAAAUUACAAAGGAUCGUGAGUCAGUAUGGAUAACAAGAGAAGAAUAUGAAGAAAAAGGUCUUAGUGUAUUAAAAAAAUUAGGCUCUUAUGAACCAUAAAAAAAAAAAUAAUGAAAUAUAUACAAAAAUAUAUACUUUUUUUUAUAUUUAAAGUUCCAAAGUGCAAAGUUUUUAUAUUUUAUAUUCGCAAUUCAUUUAUAUCGAAUUGUUUUAAGUAUCUAGGCUGAAUAUAAUCAGAAUAAUAUAAGUUUAAAAAAUAUUAGAUUUUUAAAUUUUAAAAUUAAUUUUAUUUAAUAUAUAUAUAUUUCUAUAAAUGUAUGAUUAUAUUGGAUUUAAAUAUUAUUAAAUUUAAUUUUCAUUAAAUUUAAUAUAAGUUGACUUGAAUUUUACAAAAACCAAAAACUAUUUUUUGGAUAUGUAUAAUGCAUAAACAUAUUUGUGAACGAUACAUUGUAAAUAUAUUGAUUAUUAAUAUUUUUUUUAUAUUCAAUGAAUACAAUUUUUGUCAAUAGACUUAUAUCAUUGUAAAAAAUUGUAUCGUUUUAGUUUACAAUUAAUGUAAUGUCCAAUUUAAAUAUUGUAUUCAAAAUUUUAAUUUGUUAACAUAAUGGCUAAAAUUAAAUAAUUAGAUUUAUGAAUAUUAUAAUAUUUAACUUUUAAUUUAUUUUUAUUCUACUAUACAUAAAAAUAUUUUAUAUUAUUUUAUAUUAUUUUAAAUUUUUAUAUAAUUAAAAUUUUUGUUACGAGAUUUUCUAGUUUAAAAUGUUAUUUUUUAUAUAAUGCUUUUAAAAAAAAGUAUUUAAAACUAUAAUUUUUAAAUAAAUUAUAUAUUUUUAAUUUUGGCCAUUUAUUUUAAUUUACAGUAGCUUAUAAAAGAAUAGAGAAGAAUUUUUAUAUCUCUAUAUUCUUCUUUGAUAUUUUGAAACUGAAAUUAUUGAAAUAAAAUUCAGAUUUCAAUAUACUGAAAGUAAAGAAUAUGAGACAAAAAAGUAUUUUAUAUAAAAAAUAUUAAAAAAAAUGUACAUAUACAUAUAAAUAUAUAUGAUUUUUUUUAAAUUAAGUUGAAUAAUUUGUAGAAAUAAAUUUAUUUCUUACAAAAA